AGUGUUAAUGGUUUGUUCUCUACCCAAAGUUUGACCUACGGUUUCCACCUAGUUUGCUGUAGCUUGUUGCGUUCUGAAAUGGCUACUCCGCUAACUGAUCAGGAGAAAAGGAAGCAGAUUAGUAUUAGAGGGAUUGUUGGAGUGGAAAAUGUGGCUGAAAUAAAAAAGGGUUUUAACAGGCAUCUGCACUUCACACUGGUGAAAGACCGGAAUGUGGCGACCCCGAGAGAUUAUUAUUUUGCUCUGGCGCACACAGUCAGGGAUCACCUAGUGGGCAGGUGGAUCAGGACGCAGCAAUACUACUAUGAAAAAGAUCCAAAGAGAAUCUACUACCUUUCCUUGGAGUUCUAUAUGGGCCGUACUUUACAAAACACUAUGAUUAAUCUGGGACUGCAGAAUGCUUGUGAUGAAGCAAUAUACCAGCUGGGACUGGAUAUAGAAGAACUGGAAGAAGUGGAGGAAGAUGCUGGUCUUGGUAAUGGAGGCCUAGGAAGGCUUGCAGCAUGCUUCUUGGAUUCAUUGGCUACUCUGGGUCUUGCUGCAUAUGGCUAUGGAAUAAGAUACGAGUACGGAAUCUUCAAUCAGAAGAUCAAAGAUGGAUGGCAGGUAGAAGAAGCCGAUGACUGGCUGAGACAUGGAAACCCUUGGGAGAAGGCACGACCAGAAUAUAUGCUACCUGUUCACUUUUAUGGCAGAGUAGAAAAUACCAAGUCUGGAGCAAAAUGGGUUGACACGCAGGUUGUUUUGGCUAUGCCUUAUGAUACUCCUGUUCCUGGGUAUAUGAAUAACACUGUUAACACGAUGAGGCUGUGGUCUGCAAAAGCCCCCAAUGACUUCAACUUGAAAGACUUCAAUGUUGGUGGCUAUAUCCAGGCAGUUCUAGACAGAAACUUGGCAGAGAACAUAUCACGUGUCCUAUAUCCCAAUGACAAUUUCUUUGAAGGCAAGGAGCUGCGGCUGAAGCAGGAGUACUUUGUGGUUGCAGCUACCCUUCAGGACAUCAUCCGUCGCUUUAAGGCAUCUAAGUUUGGUAGUGCUGAAGCUGUCCGCUCUUCAUUUGAUUUAUUCCCAGACAAGGCAGCAAUACAGCUGAAUGAUACCCAUCCAUCUUUGGCUAUUCCAGAAUUAAUGAGGAUACUUGUAGACAUCGAAAAACUUCCAUGGGAUAAGGCAUGGAACAUCACAAAGAGAACGUUUGCAUACACCAACCACACUGUCUUGCCUGAGGCUCUAGAACGGUGGCCAGUGCAUCUUGUGGAGAAACUGCUACCAAGACACCUGCAGAUAAUCUAUGAAAUCAACCAGAAGCAUCUUGAUAGCAUUGCUGCCAAGUUCCCUGGAAAUAUGGACAAGAUGAGACAAAUGUCUUUAAUUGAAGAGGAGGGGGUGAAAAGGAUAAACAUGGCUCAUCUGUGUAUUGUUGGGUCUCGUGCAGUAAAUGGAGUUGCCAAGAUCCAUUCUGACAUUGUCAAAAAUAAAGUAUUCAAAAACUUCAGUGAGCUGGAACCAGAGAAAUUUCAGAAUAAAACCAAUGGGAUAACACCAAGGCGCUGGCUUCUCUUGUGUAACCCAGGGCUGGCUGAAUUAAUAGCGGAGAAAAUUGGGGAAGAAUAUGUGAAAGACCUGAGUCGGCUGCAGAAACUAAUGAAGUUUGUCGACAAUGAAACUUUUAUUAGAGAAGUUGCAAAGGUUAAACAGGAGAAUAAACUGAAGUUCGCUCAGUAUCUUGAGCGUCAGUGCAAGGUGAACAUCAAUGUCGAAUCCAUCUUUGAUGUGCAGGUGAAACGAAUCCAUGAAUAUAAACGGCAACUUUUGAACUGCUUGCAUGUCAUUCUUCUCUACAAUCGUAUCAAGAAAAAUCCCAAAGCAGAUUUUGUUCCAAGGACUGUUAUAAUUGGUGGAAAGGCUGCACCUGGUUACCACAUGGCCAAAGCUAUUAUCAAGCUAAUAACCUCAGUAGGAGAUGUGGUGAAUAAUGAUCCAGUGGUUGGAAACAAGUUGAAGCUUAUAUUUCUGGAGAACUACAGAGUGUCACUAGCUGAAAAAGUGAUUCCAGCAACAGAUCUGUCUGAGCAGAUCUCCACAGCAGGGACAGAAGCUUCUGGCACUGGAAACAUGAAGUUCAUGUUGAAUGGGGCCCUUACUAUUGGCACCAUGGAUGGAGCGAAUGUGGAGAUGGCAGAAGAAGCUGGAGAGGAAAACCUGUUUAUUUUUGGUAUGAGGGUUGAAGAUGUCGAAGAGAUGGACAAAGUAGGCUACAAAGCCGAAGAGUAUUAUGAAAAACUUCCAGAGCUGAAACAAGUUAUCGAUCAGAUUCGAAGUGGAUUUUUCUCCCCAAAGCAGCCAGACCUUUUCAAAGACGUCACUGAUAUGCUAUUCAAGCAUGACAGGUUUAAGGUAUUUGCCGAUUUUGAAGAAUAUGUGAAGGCCCAGGAGAGAGUAAGCAAGUUGUACAAGGAUGGAGUUGAAUGGACCAAAACGGUAAUUAAAAACAUUGCUGCUGCUGGAAAGUUUUCUAGUGACCGGACCAUCAAAGAGUAUGCCAAAGAUAUUUGGGAUGUGGAGCCUUCUGAUCUUAAAAUUCCUCCUCCUAAUCAACCAAGAGAUGGGACCGAUGAAAAGGCAAAAGAAUGAAUAUUCCUCAGAAUUGAGGUGCUGUAAUAAAAUCUGAAAUGGGACAAGAUUAAGAUCCUUGGUGUAGGAUGAGGGAAACUAGUUGGAAUAUUUACUGGAAUUUGGUAUAUGGCACUUAUUCUCCCUGUAAAGUUUACAUCUCAGCUUUUAAUGUCACUGGAUUUGGAGUGAGGGGCAGUGGGUGGAUUCCUGGUCAAAUUACUUCUCAAUUCUGAUGGGGUAUAGAAAUAACUUGGUUCAAAAGUUUGCCAUGCUUUAUAAAAAUGAACUGUAUCCUGUCAUUUUUGAGAGCAAAGUAAAUUGUUACUGAAAGAUGCACUGUAUUCAGUUUAUUUCAUGUACAUUAAAAGCAUCUUCUGUA
Protopterus annectens (West African lungfish) is the source of this 2995-nucleotide messenger RNA. RefSeq names its product glycogen phosphorylase L (gene PYGL). The transcript has 20 exons. Gene Ontology annotation, molecular function: glycogen phosphorylase activity; pyridoxal phosphate binding. Gene Ontology annotation, biological process: glycogen catabolic process. Bases 79 to 2634 code for a protein of 851 amino acids. Gene Ontology annotation, cellular component: cytoplasm. NCBI's taxonomy places the organism in Eukaryota, Metazoa, Chordata, Ceratodontiformes, Protopteridae. The record is from RefSeq and is a predicted model, not a curated record.